Molecule: messenger RNA, 1668 nt
Organism: Siniperca chuatsi (mandarin fish)
Lineage: Eukaryota; Metazoa; Chordata; Actinopteri; Centrarchiformes; Sinipercidae
Gene: yif1a
Product: Yip1 interacting factor homolog A (S. cerevisiae)
Exons: 9
Coding region: 160-1086 (308 amino acids)
Biological process (GO): endoplasmic reticulum to Golgi vesicle-mediated transport
Cellular component (GO): COPII-coated ER to Golgi transport vesicle; endoplasmic reticulum membrane; Golgi membrane
Source: RefSeq, a predicted model, not a curated record
GCUAACGUUAGGUAGCUAGCGUUACCUGGCAGCAACAGUGGUUACCGUUGAAUAAGUUUAUACGUAAUAGUAGGUUAGCUGGGUAGCUAGCAAGUAUUUGCAGAAAAGUGUUGCAUGUUAGGUUCUUACUGAUAUCAGCUAACGUCUGCGAACGUCACAAUGGACUUGCCACAUCAUGGGUACCGAGCAACUAAACCGAGAGCUCGUGCAGCUCCCCCCACAGCAGAUUCUGUCCUGUUUGAAGACACCAGCUCUGCUGCACUGGUAAUGAACAGUCAAGGAUACUACACUCCUGGGUACAAUAUGGGAGCACCCUCAAAUGACAUGCAGGGAGUUGCUGGGGUGGAAAACCUGUUUACUGACCCAAUGGCCAACGCUGCAGUGAUGUACGGCUCCUCAUUAGCCAACCAAGGAAAGGAUAUGGUAAACAAAGAGAUCAGCAGAUUCAUGUCUGUGAACAAGCUGAAAUACUUAUUCGCUGUCGACACCAGAUAUGUACUGAAGAAACUUAUGAUCCUCAUGUUCCCUUAUACACAUCAGGACUGGGAAGUUCGUUAUCAUCGGGACACUCCACUGACUCCAAGACAGGAUGUGAAUGCACCUGAUCUUUACAUACCAACAAUGGCUUUCAUUACCUACAUUUUACUUGCUGGAAUGGCCCUCGGCAUUCAAAAAAGGUUCAGUCCAGAGGUUCUUGGACUGUGUGCCAGCACCGCCCUCGUGUGGGUCAUCAUCGAGGUCUUGGUGAUGUUAUUGAGUUUGUACCUGCUGACAGUACACAGCGACCUCUCAACCUUUGAUCUUAUUGCCUACAGUGGAUACAAAUAUGUUGGGAUGAUCUUCACAUUGUUGUGUGGCUUACUGUUUGGCAGUGAUGGUUAUUUUGUGGCCCUUGCCUGGUCCUCUUGUGCCCUUAUGUUCUUCAUUGUUCGAUCUCUGAAAAUGAAGAUCCUUCCCUCUCUCUCCUCGGACUCCAUGGGAACUGGAUCAAGUGCCAAACCUCAACUCCGCCUUUAUAUCACUGUGGCUACUGCAGUCUUUCAGCCAGUCAUUAUAUAUUGGUUAACCUCUCACUUGGUCAGGUGACUGUGAGGCAUUUAAUAACCAGAAGUCCAAGUGUGUUGGACCCAACAAAAAUGUGGUUGUUGAGUAUUUGUACAAUAGCCUUUAUAUGCUCUUUUGUCAGUAAACUCAAAAGAUAUGUAGACGGUGUUGAAUUGCAGCGAGAUGGACAUGUUCAUAAUGCAAUGGUUUCAUUGAUUUAACCACAAAGUGUGACGCAGAAAAUGUCUCACUGGAAGACUGUUGUUUUUCCCCAUGUGUAUAGUAACACUGACUGAAUGUUUAUUUUUGGCCACCUAACUUUGAAAACAAGGGCUUUUAUUGUGACAUUUGUUUAAUCAUAACUCAGAUUCAAUUCAAGUUUCCUUUUAUAUAAUGUCCCUGGACAUGCUUUCUAGUAUUUACGCCACACAGUACACACCACGCAGACAGAAAUGCACAUUACACACGAUUCGAGUGCCACUUUCCUGGUAUGGUAAUGUUGCUGCUGCAUUAUCUUCCUUUCUCUGGUGAAUCCUGGAUUUUAUUUAUCUACAUCUGACAAAGCAUGACAAUGUUUGGAUUUUUUGUAGAAAAAAAUAAAUAUAUUUAGCUUUGUGCGUUCAA